Molecule: messenger RNA, 876 nt
Organism: Triticum dicoccoides
Lineage: Eukaryota; Viridiplantae; Streptophyta; Magnoliopsida; Poales; Poaceae
Product: protein MNN4-like
Exons: 2
Coding region: 155-703 (182 amino acids)
Source: RefSeq, a predicted model, not a curated record
GCCCAUUAGUCCAAGACCUAAACCGCCGCCUCCUUCUUCCUCUGCCCGUGCAACCCCGCCGUCCCCCGCGCCGCCGCGCCGCCUCGCCGGACCUCCGCCGCCCAGACCUCGCCUCCUCCUCCUCCGGAGCUACAUUGAGGUUUGAUUGAGCGGCAUGGGGUUGAGGGACAAGACCAAGACCGGCGAGGGGAAGGAUUUCCCGGUGCCUGUUAAUCAGGCAGGGAGGAAAGUCUUGAAGAAGGGGAAGAAGAAACAGGAGCCGGACCGCCAGAAGCAGGCCGAGAAGAAGCGGCGUCGGCUGGAGAAAGCGCUCGCAAACUCCGCCACCAUCAUCUCACAGCUGGGAAAGAGGAAGCAAAAUAAUAAGAAAGAGGAGCAGGAAAGGCCGGACGAGGAGGAAGCCGCUUCGAAGCAGAAAGAUGAACUGGGCCGCCAGAAGCAGUCUGUGAAGAAGCUGCGUCGGCUCGGGAAAUUACUCGCGAACUCUGCCGCCAUCGUUUCAGAGCUGGAAAAGAAGAAGCAGAAGAAGAGAGAGGAGCAGGAAAUGCUGGACGAGGAGGUCGCUUCGAUAGCCGAAGCGGUUGCCCUUCAUGUUUGCAUUGGCGAGGGCUCCGGUGAAUCCCGCCGUCUGGUGAUGAACGGGUACAGAAGAUGCGAUGGCUGGGACCCCGAUGCUGGUUUCAACCUUUACAUGGAGAUGUGAAGAAGAAGAUAUGUACAACGUAGCUCGUCGUCAUAGUGUUUUCUGUACAUAGUCGCUGAAGGUGUGCCUGCGUGCGGCCUGUUCCUGCUAUCAGAUGAGAAGAAUCCGAUCUCAUAGUUGUUUCGCCCUUUGCUAGCUUUUCGUCGGUCGGUGUAAUAUGAUUUUGCAUCUGU